AUGGCUACUGCUGCUGGUGCUGGUGCUCCGCCACCAAACUUCGCCAUUGAUCCCUUCGAUAGAAAAAAGUUGAAGUGGAUGCGAAAAGUUUGCUGCUGCGAAACUUACGACGUCGUCUGCGACAAGAUCGCACCAGCUACGCCUCGGAAUAAAACCUAUGCCGAGAUUGUGAACCUUCUCAAGGGAUUUUUCAACCCCCAGCCACUGGAAAUCAGCGAAAAUUUUCGAUUCAAGUGCCGCCGCCAAGGCGAUAAGGAUGCUGCUCCUCCCGACGAGACGGUCGACGAGUAUCUGGUGACAUUGCGGCGAAUAGCCUUUACGUGUAAUUUUGGUGCAUAUCUCGAAACGGCCCUGCGGAAUCACACAGGAAAACCAUGCGACAAAACCAAAGAGGAAACAUCCGGUGGCGAUGACGAUCGCGGAAGUGCACCAGUGCGGGAGGUUUGCAACGUAGAUGCAAGAUCCGGUAGUGCUCGUUUCCUGUUGAACGUACUAGUGAACGGGAAAAACAUUCGGUUCGAAUUGGACACUGGAUCGCCGAUCAUUAUCGUAAGCGCGAAAUGCAAAGACAGAUAUUUUUCCGGACUACGAUUGCGUGAUUGUAGCACAAAUAUCGUGAGCUACUGCGGAACCAGUAUCGAAGCACUGGGUAUAAUCGACACGCGGGUCGAAUACGGCGGUGAAAAAGUUACGUUACCGUUGUACGUUGUGCAAUCCGAAAAACAUCCACUUCUCGGGUGCGAGUGGUUAAACACGAUUCCGGUCGAUUGGAACACCGUGUUCCACAAUCGCGGCGCGAUAAGUGCGAUUUCGAAUGCUGCUCCCUCUUGUACGGCUGCUCUCAAGCAGAUACUGGAAAGAUUUCCGAAAGUGUUCGACGACUCCAUCGGGAAGAUCUGUAGUGUUCAAGUCAGCCUACCGUUGAAGAAGAAUGCCAGGGCGAUGUUUCUGAAGGCGAGGAAGAUUCCAUUCAAUCUACAGAAGACGGUGGAAGAUGAAUUAGACAAGCUUGAAGCAGAAGGUGUGCUAACGAAGGUAAACCAGAGUAACUGGGCUACUUCGAUCGUUCCAGUGAAGAAGUCCCAAGGCCGUGUGAGAAUUUGCGGGGACUAUAAACAAACGGUCAAUCCAAAUCUUCUCGUAGACCGCCAUCCACUCACUACCUACGGUGGAUGA
This is a messenger RNA of Armigeres subalbatus, 1176 nucleotides long. RefSeq lists its product as uncharacterized. The record is from RefSeq and is a predicted model, not a curated record. Bases 1 to 1176 code for a protein of 391 amino acids. The transcript is spliced from 3 exons. Lineage: Eukaryota; Metazoa; Arthropoda; Insecta; Diptera; Culicidae.